GGACUUGCAGACAUUGGAGUGCGCGGGGGCGGCAAUGCUCAAAAAAAGACAAGGAAAUUUUCGAGUCCGCUCCGACCUUCGAAAGCGCACUCACAUUAUGACGCUUGUCGGCCAAGCAAUAUGCCGACUUCCGAUACUCACAAAAAGGUCGCAGCCCUCGCGCCUGGCGCGCCCCCUGCCAAUGCCUCCAAUACCUCACAGGGGGCUGUGGUUUUGGGCGACACCAACGAUGACGCCGCCGCCAAGGCCGGAGGAGAUGGCUGGAACCACGGACGACAGCGUGCCGGCCGCAAGGGCAAGAGGAAUGGUGCCGGCGGAGGGCCCGGCGGUCAGGAUAGAAAGCGCAAGGAUCGCGAGGACCGAGCGCACUUCUCGACUAAGCGGCGACGGCCCCAGGGCGGCAACGGCAACGACGAGGCGGCCGACGGCGCGGGCGAUGCGCCCUCGUACAUGAACAUCCAAUUCUCUGCCGAGGAGAUCGCGGCCGAGGAGAAGCGACCGAAGCGCAAGGUGGCCGUGCUCAUAGGCUACGCUGGCACUGGCUACAAGGGCAUGCAGAUCAACCACCAGGAGAAGACGAUCGAGGGCGAUUUGUUCCGGGCCUUUGUCGAGGCUGGCGCCAUCUCCAAGGCAAACGCAAGCGACCCGCGCAAGGUCAGCCUCAUGCGCUGCGCUCGCACGGAUAAGGGAGUCCACGCGGCGAGCAACGUUGUCUCGCUCAAGGUGAUCCUCGACGAGCCCGAGGCCGCCAAGACGGCUGAGGCGUCCACCGAGGAGGGCGAGGGCACAAAGACAAACAGUGCCGAGACUGCCGGGGAUGACCAGAACCUCGAGGUUGACAAGGCUGGUGAGGCUGGCGACAUGACCGCGGAGGAGGCGCUGACAGCGCGUAUCAACAAACACCUGCCAGACCAGAUUCGUAUCUGGGGUAUCAUACGGACAAACAACGCAUUUAGCUCGCAUCAAGCGUGCGACUCGAGGUGGUAUGAGUACUUGAUGCCUAGUCAUGUGCUGCUGCCACCGCACCCAGACAGCUUCCUAGGCAAGAAGAUUGUGGCCGCCGUCAAGGAGAAGGGCGAGUUCGACGACUGGAAGACCAGGCUCGGCGAAACGUUUGACUUCUGGGACAAGGUCGAGGAGAACGAGAUCAAGCCCAUCCUGUCGAAGCUUGACGAUGCGACUAGAGACGAGGUUCUUAGAAGGCUUCACGUCAUUGACGAUCUCCAGCAGCCUAACCAACUCGGAGCCGAGGAUGUAGAGGUGGGGGGCGCUGCCCCCGACGGAUCGAAUAAGUCCCCCGCAGCUACAGCUGUAGAGACUGGAGAGGCCCCCGCGUGCGAAACGGCGGCUCCGUCAACUGCCGACCCCCAGGCCAUGGCGGACGUUCAAAACGACAAGGCCGCCGCCGCGCCAGAUGCCGAGGCCGACCCCGCCGACGCCGAGAUGGCAAUCAGCUCGUGGUACACGGCUAGUGAGGCCGAGUUGGCCGUGCGCGACAUCAAAGCCGCCUACAUCACAGCCAAGAAGCGGUACCGCGUCUCAGAGGAGCGGCUCUCGCAGCUCCAGGGCGCGCUCGACUGCUAUAUUGGCACCAACAACUUCCACAACUACACCAUCCUCAAGAAGUUCUCCGACUCGUCGGCUAAGCGGCACAUCAAGUCCUUCGUCGUCAACCGGCAGCCCAUCCAGAUCGGCGACACGCAGUGGCUGUCGCUCAAGGUGCACGGCCAGAGCUUCAUGAUGCACCAGAUCCGCAAGAUGGUCGCCAUGGCCGUCCUGCUCGUCCGCUCGGGCGCCCCGCCUGCCGACCGCAUCAAAGCCAGCUACGGCCCCAAGCGCAUCAGCAUCCCCAAAGCCCCCGGCCUGGGGCUGCUGCUGGAGCGGCCCGUGUUCGAGAACUACAGCAAGCGCGCCGUCCAGAGCCUGGAUCGGCCCCCGCUCAACUUUGACAAGUUUGAGGCCGAGAUCCAGUCGUUCAAGGACAAGCACAUCUACAAGCGGAUGUGGGAUGUCGAAGAGCGGGCGAACGUAUUCCACACAUUCUACAACCAGCUGGAUAGUUUCGCCACCGACUACUUCCUCUGGGUCACGGCCAACGGAUUUGACGUUGCCUACGAGCGCAAGGAGAAGGGUGACCGCGUCCCCAAGGGUCUGGAGGCUCAGCUCGGAGAUGACGGCGAGAACCCUGACGAAGGUGAGGGCUAGAACGGGCCUGCGGACAGAAAGAGGAUUUUGUGCAGCCUUCGGUGUAGUUAAGAGCUGGUGAUGACCGGGAUCCCGUGGGCUCGACGGGAUAUGGUGCCACUUGACGUCGAUGGCCUUUUUUCUUCUGGCGCCUCCUGUUUGAGACAGAUUACAGAUACCCUGGCAUGAUGCGCUGUGAAUCAAGUCGUUCUUAACCCCAAAGAAAGGUCUUUGUUCUAGCCUGAUUUGACAUGAGAUAUUCAACGUAAG
Gaeumannomyces tritici R3-111a-1 is the source of this 2454-nucleotide messenger RNA. Its product is annotated as tRNA pseudouridine synthase 1. The transcript is spliced from 3 exons. The coding region runs from base 121 to 2205 and encodes 694 amino acids. Gene Ontology annotation, biological process: mRNA pseudouridine synthesis; tRNA pseudouridine synthesis. The record is from RefSeq and is a predicted model, not a curated record. Gene Ontology annotation, cellular component: nucleus. Lineage: Eukaryota; Fungi; Ascomycota; Sordariomycetes; Magnaporthales; Magnaporthaceae. Gene Ontology annotation, molecular function: RNA binding; pseudouridine synthase activity.